AUGAAUGAGGAUGAUAAGGGGAAUGAGGAUGACGAGGGGAAUGAGGAUGAUGAGCGGAUUGAUUCAAAUGAGAAUGAGACAAGUGGGUCUAAUGAGUGGAAGGAGGGGAAGGAAUCAAAUGCGUGGAACGAGGGGAAUGCGUCAAAUGAGGCGAAUGAGGAUGAUGAGGGCAAGGUGGAUGAUGAGGUGAAUGGGGAUGAUGAGGGGAAUGAGGAUGAUGAGGGGAAUGAGGAUGAUGAGGCGAAUGCGGAUGAUGAGGGAAGUGAGGAUGAUGAGGCGAAUGGGGAUGAUGAGGUGAAUCGGGAUGACGAGGGGAAUGAGGAUGAUGAGGGGAAUGAGAAUGAUGAGGCGAAUGAGGAUGAUGAGGCGAAUGAGGAUGAUGAGGCGAAUGAGGAUGAUGAGGGGAAUGAGGAUGAUGAGGCGAAUGAGGAUGAUGAGGGGAAUGAGGAUGAUGAGGCGAAUGAGGAUGAUGAGGGGAAUGAGGAUGAUGAGGGGAAUGAGGAUGAUGAGGCGAAUGAGGAUGACGAGGGGAAUGAGGAUGAUGGGGACGAACAGGACGAUGAGGCGAAUGGGGAUAAUGAGGCGAAUGGGGAUGAUGAGGGGAAUGGGGAUGAUGAGGCAAAUGGGGAUGAUGAGGCGAAUGGGGAUGAUGAGGUAAAUGAGGAUGAUGAGGGGAAUGAGGAUGAUGAGGUGAAUGAGGCUGAUGAGGCGAAUGAGGAUGAUGAGGGGAAUGAGGAUGAUGGGGCGAAUGAGGAUGAUGAGGGUAAUGAGGAUGAUGAGGCGAAUGAGGAUGAUGAGGGGAAUGAGGAUGAUGAGGGGAAUGAGGAUGAUGAGGCGAAUGAGGAUGACGAGGGGAAUGAGGAUGAUGGGGACGAACAGGACGAUGAGGCGAAUGGGGAUAAUGAGGCGAAUGGGGAUGAUGAGGCUAAUGGGGAUGAUGAGGCGAAUGGGGAUGAUGAGGCGAAUGGGGAUGAUGAGGUAAAUGAGGAUGAUGAGGGGAAUGAGGAUGAUGAGGUGAAUGAGGCUGAUGAGGCAAAUGAGGAUGAUGAGGGGAAUGAGGAUGAUGAGGGGAAUGAGGAUGAUGAGGCAAAUGAGGAUGACGAGGGGAAUGAGGAUGAUGGGGACGAACAGGACGAUGAGGCGAAUGGGGAUAAUGAGGCGAAUGGGGAUGAUGAGGCUAAUGGAGAUGAUGAGGCGAAUGGGGAUGAUGAGGCGAAUGGGGAUGAUGAGGUAAAUGAGGAUGAUGAGGGGAAUGAGGAUGAUGAGGGGAAUGAGGAUGAUGAGGAUGAUGAGGGGAAUGAGGAUGAUGAGGCGAAUGCGGAUGAUGAGGGAAGUGAGGAUGAUGAGGCGAAUGGGGAUGACGAGGGGAAUGGGGAUGAUGAGGCGAAUGGGGAUGAUGAGGGGAAUGAGGAUGAUGAGGGGAAUGGGGAUGAUGAGGGGAAUGAGGAUGAUGAGAGGAAUGAGGAUGAUGAGGGGAAUGGUGAUGAUGGGGGGAAUGAGGAUGAUGAGGGGAAUGAGGAUGAUGAGGGGAAUGAGGAUGAUGGGGGGAAUGGGGAUGAUGAGGGGAAUGGGGAUGAUGAGGCGAAUGGGGAUGAUGAGGCAAAUCGGGAUGACGAGGGGAAUGAGGAUGAUGAGGGGAAUGAGAAUGAUGAGGCGAAUGAGGAUGAUGAGGCGAAUGAGGAUGAUGACGCGAAUGAGGAUGAUGAGGGGAAUGAGGAUGAUGAGGCGAAUGAGUAUGAUGAGGGGAAUGAGGAUGAUGAGGCGAAUGAGGAUGAUGAGGGGAAUGAGGAUGAUGAGGGGAAUGAGGAUGAUGAGGCGAAUGAGGAUGACAAGGGGAAUGAGGAUGAUGGGGACGAACAGGACGAUGAGGCGAAUGGGGAUAAUGAGGUGAAUGGGGAUGAUGAGGCUAAUGGGGAUGAUGAGGCGAAUGGGGAUGAUGAGGCGAAUGGGGAUGAUGAGGCGAAUGGGGAUGAUGAGGUAAAUGAGGAUGAUGAGGGGAAUGAGGAUGAUGAGGAGUCCGCGUGA
Messenger RNA from Closterium sp. Naga37s-1, 2025 nucleotides. Lineage: Eukaryota; Viridiplantae; Streptophyta; Zygnematophyceae; Desmidiales; Closteriaceae. The record is from the annotation of a GenBank genome assembly.